UGCUUGCGCGGCCGGGAGCCGGGGUCGGCGGAGCCCAGCGCAAACCCCCCUAGCCCCCGCCGGCUGCAGCAGCGCAGCCGCCCCGCCGGGGUGCUGCUCCGCAGCAUCGCCCAUCCGCUGCCCUCCGCGCCGGUGCCAGGCCGCCAACGCAGGAGGGAGAUGCAGCCUCAGCCCUGAGUGGGCGCUGCCAGAACCAUCCGUGACCCACCUCCACGAGCUCAGCACCAGCCAUGAGUGGCUUCUUCUCACGCCUGGACCCGCGGCGGGUGCCAUGGGGGGCAGCGGGCCAUGCCCUGCGCACCCGCGUCCUGCGCACCAAGCCUGUGGAGUCAAUGCUGGAGGGCACGGGGACCACUGCCACUCAGGGCGCCAGGCUGGCCAAGGUGCUCACCACCCUCGACCUCAUCUCCCUUGGCGUCGGGAGCUGUGUGGGCACAGGCAUGUACGUGGUGUCUGGCCUCGUGGCCAAGGAGAUGGCGGGGCCCGGGGUCAUCGUUUCCUUCAUCAUUGCUGCCGUCGCCUCCAUCUUAUCAGGUGUUUGCUACGCUGAGUUUGGCGUGCGGGUCCCCAAGACCACGGGCUCUGCCUACACCUAUAGCUACGUGACAGUGGGGGAGUUUGUGGCAUUCUUCAUUGGCUGGAACCUUAUCCUGGAGUAUCUGAUCGGCACGGCCGCGGGCGCCAGCGCCCUCAGCAGCAUGUUCGACUCGCUGGCCAACCACACCAUCAGCCACUGGAUGAUCAACAGUGUCGGGACAUUGAAUGGUCUAGGGAAAGGGGAGGAGUCAUACCCUGACCUUCUUGCUCUGGUCAUUGCUGUCAUUGUCACCAUCAUUGUGGCCAUAGGGGUGAAGAACUCAGUGGGGCUGAACAACGUGCUCAAUGUCAUUAACCUGGCAGUCUGGAUCUUCAUCAUGAUUGCUGGUCUCUUCUAUAUUAAAAGUGACAACUGGGCUGAAGGGCAAUUCCUGCCAUUUGGAUGGCCAGGGGUGCUCAAAGGGGCUGCGACAUGUUUCUAUGCCUUCAUCGGCUUUGACAUCAUUGCUACCACAGGAGAAGAAGCGAAGAACCCCAACACCUCCAUCCCCUAUGCCAUCACAGCCUCACUCGUCAUGUGCUUGACAGCAUAUGUGUCAGUGAGCAUCAUCCUCACAUUGAUGGUGCCCUAUGAUGCCAUUGACACCGAGUCCCCACUGAUGGAAAUGUUUGUGGCUCAUGGCUUCUACGCAGCUAAGUUCAUCGUUGCCAUCGGGUCUGUGGCUGGUCUGACCGUCAGCUUGCUGGGCUCCCUCUUCCCAAUGCCGAGAGUCAUUUAUGCCAUGGCUGGCGAUGGGCUGCUCUUCAGAUUUUUGUCCCAUGUCAGUUCUUACACGGAAACCCCUGUAGUGGCUUGUAUCGUCUCCGGAUUCCUCGCAGCAUUGCUCUCCUUGCUGGUUAGCCUGAGGGACCUGAUAGAAAUGAUGUCCAUUGGCACACUGCUCGCCUACACACUGGUCUCUGUCUGCGUCCUGCUCCUCCGAUACCAACCCGAGAGCGACAUUGAUGGCUUUGUCAAGUUCCUCUCCGAGGAGCACACCAAGAAGAAGGAGGGCAUCUUGGCUGACUGCGAGAAGGAAGCUUGCUCCCCAGGCAGUGAAGGAGAAGAGUUCACUGGCCCACCGACCAACACGUGUGGGGCAAAGAAUCUGCCGUCACUGGGGGAUAAUGAGAUGCUAAUCGGGAAAUCCGAUAAAUCCACCUACAGCGUGAAUCACCCCAAUUACGGCACAGUAGACAUGACCACAGGGAUAGAGGCAGAUGAGUCAGAGAACAUCUACCUCAUCAAGCUGAAGAAGUUGAUCGGCCCGCGCUACUACACGAUGCGGAUCCACCUCGGGCUGCCAGGGAAAAUGGACCGCCCCACAGUGGCCACUGGCCACACGGUUACCACCUGCGUGCUCCUGCUCUUCGUCCUCAUGUUCAUCUUCUGCUCCUUCAUCAUUUUUGGGGCAGACUACAUCUAUGAGCAGAGCUGGUGGGCUGUCCUCCUCGUUGUGCUGAUGAUCCUGCUCAUCAUUGUGCUGGUGUUUGUUAUCCUGCAGCAGCCAGAAAACCCCAAGAAGCUGCCCUACAUGGCACCUUGCCUGCCCUUUGUCCCUGCCUUUGCUAUGCUGGUGAAUAUCUAUCUCAUGCUGAAGCUCUCCACAGUCACGUGGAUCCGAUUUGCCGUCUGGUGUUUUGUGGGUCUACUCAUAUACUUUGGCUAUGGGAUGUGGAACAGCACACUGGAGAUCAGCGCUCGGGAGGAGGCCCUCCACCAGAGCACCUAUCAGCGCUAUGAUGUGGAUGUCGACCCCUUCUCUGUUGACGACGGCUUCUCCUAUGCCACUGAGGGUGAGGGCUUCCCAGGCUGGGGUCCCUCCGAGGACAAGGGUUUCUCGUACCAGCAAAUGGCAGGAGCAAAGGAAAGCCAUCGGACGAGUAGCAGGUCGAAAAGCAAAGGCAGGCACAAACCGCCGUCGGAGGCUCUCAUCGCCAACGACGAGUUGGACUACUCACCUGAGUAGCAGGGCAGACAGCAGAGUGCCGCGCUGCCCAGCCGAUGAGGAAGGGUCCCUGCGGCUCCCCCAACCUGUCCCAUCCUCCCCAGGUCCUCCACCACCCCCCUGCUCACCUCUGGUCCUCGGGACACGCUCUGCAAUUGCCAUUGACCCCGAACCAAACACACUCGUGGCCUGUCCCGGCUCCACUGGUCGGGUCUCGCUCUGGUGAAUGCCAGCUGCUCCCCUGGCACUGGUUGAUCUCCCAGCACCAGCCACACAGUGGAGGCAGUGAAGCGGGAGAUGUGCCAAACUGGGAGGAUGUUGAGAGGUGGACGCGUGAGGGGACAAGUCCCCAGGGAAUGUCCACCCAAUGGCUGCAGCAGUGGGAUGCCAUUCUUACAUUUUUGGCACGUGUGUGUUUUUCCUUUGAACCACCUAGAAGUAAUAGCUGAGCCAGUGGGACAGAUGGGUAGGUAGGUGCAGAAUGGAGAUGGACAAACGCCUUUCAAGGGAGUUGCUCAGAGAUGGAUCCAGGGAUGCUGGUGCUAUAUCACACAGCGUUUCUAUAUCACACAGCGUUUCCAUAGCCUGUUCUGUGCAAAGGCAUACAGUGCACACCACAGUGCUGUCCCUGAAUCCAAGCAUCUCAGAUACUGUGAUUCAAAAUUGGUCCACAUCUCAAUCAAACCUUGAAGUCCCAGCACAGCCAAACAUCCCAAAUCUGUGUUUGGGAGCCUGGUCCCAUUUCUGGCCACAGCAAUGGCUGUGACCCACUCUUGGCUCAACUCACCUUCUGUGAAUGGUCAGCAAGGACCAGACGCUGCUCCUCUGAGCAUCACCAGGCUGAGGCUGGGGGCUGUUUCCACCAUAUUGUGUCUUUUACAAAAAUGACUGUGCUGUAAUUCCCUCACUGCAGUGGGCACAUUUCAGAGCUCACUCUGGCCUCAGUGCUUCAGGGAUGCACCUGUGCCCCUGCAAAGUAGCAAUGUCCGUGGGUCAGCCACAUCUUGGCAGGGUGGGCCAUGAGCGGCAAGUGGAGAGGACCUGGCUGCUGAAAUCUCCCUCCCUGCUGCUGUCUCCACCUUAUACCGUUUUCUCUGUUUCUGACCCUGGCUUGGUGAAUGCUAUAUGAAAAAAACACUGAAACGCUGCGCAUUCUGUAAGUGUCUGUACUUCAAUUUGUAACCAAACAGAGCUGGUGGCUCAUGGGGCAGAGGUGGUCAGCAGGUGGAUGUUUCUCAGAGUUAAACCCUCCAGUACGGUCCAAGGAUGGCCAUGACUCCCAGCAGUGCCAUCAAGUUCUCUGCCACCAAUGUCCCAACAGCACCGUCAAUGGUGGUGGGGUUUGGUUGCAGCCACCACAGUCAGCAACUGCACUGCUGAGUCAGCGAUAAUCAGCAGCUCAGUUCUGCAGCCCAUCUCCAACUUGCUUAGUGUAAAACAUUGCAAUGGAGGAACACCUUUUGGAAUAACUGAUAACCAAGUAAGCACCCCAUCAGACAGCAACACCCACCCUAUUCCCAGUCCCCGUUCUUGAGGCUCACCUGGAGCAGCCCAGACCAAUCCCCAGUACCAGGGGCUGUCCCUGGCAUCCUAGGGGACAAUUUAACAUUGAUGGGGCAUGAGGUAGGAUUUCCAACAUGUGAUGCUGAGAACCGUUAACUCUUUGGUUCACCAAAUGAGGCUCAGCCCCAAAACACAGCAUGAAGCCUGCCUGGCACCCUCUGUGGGCAAGUGGGCUGAUGGGUGCAGAAGGUGCCUGGACCCAUGCCCACCCACAUUACUCCUGGGGCUCUGGGGCUUGAUGGAGAGGCACUUCCCGUGGCUGCAGAAGUUUCCUUGCAGCUUCUGUCCCAAAUGGUGACAAACAACAGUCUUUUCUCUGCAAAGAGCAUCCAAUUCUGCAGAUCUUAACCCGGAGUGCCUCAGGCAAGCCAAGGGAAGUUUGGCCUCUGUGAGAGCUUCAGAAUGGGAGCAAGGAUUUGGCAAAAGGACUUGUAAGCUUUGCUCUGGCAUCUCCUCCCAUUGUCCACCCCUACCACAGUUCUACAGUCAGAAAUCAUGUGUUUCACUGAAAAGCUGUUUGCAAUGUGUGUACCACUCACGGACCAGCCUGCGAAACCUUUCCAGCAGUGCUGAGCACCUCUCACAAAGGUCACCUCUCACUUGUGCUUGACUGCUCUUGUCCUCAAUGCCUUAGAAGUAUCCAAGAGAGAUGGCACCUCGCAGGUCUGGCUUUACAUUUUCAGGGAGAAAGAUUGAUGCUAUUUUCCUACCAGCUGUUAUACUAUACUGUAUCUGAGGUAGUUGUCUUUGUCCUGCUUCCACAUGGUAUUUAGGCAUCUGCUGAACCACAAACUCGUGCCCAAGUACCCUGUCGAAUCAAAGUCUGUUAUUCCUUUUGCAGCCUUAAUCUCUUGCUACAGAGCAGUUACCAGUACCAGUGUCUGUUAUCAUGUCCUCUCUAGUUACUCUGUAUAAUUCGAUGAGGGCUUGAUCCGUUGCUCUUUGGUGUCUAUAAGAACCUCUUCAUUGGAUCCAUGUAUUGAGUGAAGCCCUUCAGCUACUCCUGUUCCCAUUCACACAUUCUCCUUCCCCUUCCCAGGGAAGUGCUGGGGCAAAAUAUCUGCACCUUAUUCCCGGGACUGCUGGAAAAGAGCGUUUGAUGCCAUGGCGCUGUCUGAUGUGGCUGGGCUGCCAGCAGUCCUUGCCAUGUCAAGGGUGAGAGCUGUACCCUCCUCCCGAGCCCACCACAUCUCACCUAACAGAGGUGCAUAGGGAGAAGGUGGCUGAGCCGCAGGCUGGGUCUAACUGGGGCUUGCAGGCGGCUGAGCGGCCAGUGCCCAGGGAGGCCGGUUUGCAGUGGGGUCCCUGCACCCUGCUCUGGGUGGCAGUGCCUGGGGGACAUGCAGGUUCAGCCUCCAUUAGGGAGCUCGCGCUCUUUCUCCUGUAGCAGGCAUUAGGGUCUUCAACGGGCACAAGCAAAAGCUGCGAAGUCCAACACUUUCAGGCGUUUCCAUCACCUCUGGGCACCGCUGGCACCAGGAGCAGUUUCAGACACUGGGAGGAGGUGUGAGUGCAUGUUUUGAUGUAACCCCAAAAUCUAGCCUUCCUCCUGGGUGCCCUCAGAGAGGUUCCCACACCUCUGACCCACCAGGAGGACACAGGCAGAGUGGUACCAUGCUGCUCCCACCACCGGUAAGAGGCACACAGCCCCUCCAUGCCUGACAGCCCUCCGCAGGGCACAUGCACUGAGGAGCCCAAUACAUGAUACCGACGGAGCAUAAAUACCUCAGCUCUUCCAGACCAACUCUAUAAGAUCUCACCCCUCCACAGAUUCACUCUACACCAUUAUGACCACUCAGUGCAAGGCCCAGCACACCGGUAUCCUCCACAUAGCAGAGAAAUCACACUCCGAAUGACAUGGGAUGUUGUAAAUCCAGCUUGUAAAUGACCUUCACCUUGUUUUGUUCAGUCUUUAUGAUGUAUAUCUUGCUUUUUUUGCAGGUGGUACUUCCUGGUGUAACAAUUCUCAGCAGUUCUGGUAUGAAAUUGGUGUAUUUGUUAAAAACAGUUUGUUCUAUUAAAAUUUUUUUUGUGGUUUCCAAAAGCCCAUUGGUGCAUUGUACAAUGGGAUCUUGUAGUGUGUCAUGAGAAAGAAAAAAAUAUACAGAUAUGUUAUGGAGUGAGUUUUCUUUUGAAAUGAUUGUGUUGUUGGCAAUUAUACAUAUUAUAUAUAUAUAGUCAAGAUACUAUGAAAAAAAAUCUAAAUUUACCAAAAUCUGUAUAUUUUAAUAAAUGCAUAAAGCUUUAUUGUGUGCCUUUACAUUUAAAAAUCAAACAGGAACUGAGGGAUUUGGGAUUUUUAAAGAAAGCCAGAGACAAAUGUGACUUCGUAUCAGUUUCAAUAAUAAUGUAAAUCUUUUAAAUGAAAAACUAAACAAGAAAAUAAUAAGAAAAAAAAUCCCAUAUUAGUUCUGUUAAGCCAGUCAGUACCUGCAGGUUUGAUAUUUUUUCACUGCUAAACUGAAGUGAGAGAUGAACAAAUGCUGCCUUAAGCGCUUCAAAAUUUCCUCU
This is a messenger RNA of Strigops habroptila (Kakapo), 6599 nucleotides long. RefSeq names its product solute carrier family 7 member 14 (gene SLC7A14). Gene Ontology annotation, cellular component: plasma membrane. The transcript is spliced from 8 exons. Gene Ontology annotation, biological process: transmembrane transport; amino acid transport. The coding region runs from base 231 to 2546 and encodes 771 amino acids. The record is from RefSeq and is a predicted model, not a curated record. NCBI's taxonomy places the organism in Eukaryota, Metazoa, Chordata, Aves, Psittaciformes, Psittacidae. Gene Ontology annotation, molecular function: amino acid transmembrane transporter activity.